UAUGAUUGACAGGAUGCGUCACGCGGGGGAACCUAGCUGGAGAACACAGAAGGAGCUGGAGCUGCAACCACUUUGGGGACCCCGGUGGGAUCAUGCCGUACGUCCUGAUCAGCACGCAGAUCCGCAUGGAAGUUGGGCCCACAAUGGUUGGCGAUGAGCAUUCUGAUCCAAAUUUGAUGAACUACCUUGGAGCCACAAAAAGAAAUAUGCUAGGAAAUCAUUUCUGGGAAUACUAUGUGCAGGAUGCCCCCCGGAUCGUCUUGGACAAACUGGAGAAAUGUGGCUACCGAGUGAUCAGCAUGACGGGAGUGGGACAGACAUUGGUGUGGUGUCUCCACAAAGAAAUUAUACAGAACUCAAAUUAUCUGCCUGACUAAGAUAUUCCUGUAAAUCACUCAAAUGUAUGUUUUUAGGCGUCAUGACAGCAGAGUUAUUCAAAACCCUGUAUUUUGAAACAGACAUAAUUUCAAGAACAUUAUAGGAAUAAAAGUGGUCCACUUAAGUUUCAAGCGCUGGCAGAUUGGAACUUUCAUAGGAAUCAAUCAUUUUUGAGAACUGAUUUGAACCAGUGUUUGUAGAGUUAUCCUCACUUGUUGCUACUAAGUGAUAGCAACCUAGUAUUAUGAAAUUCACCAUGUAAGAAACAAGUCUUACUGGUGCAGGCAGUGGAAAGAUCAACCAGGAAAUGGCUAAUUCUGCAGACACUUAAAAAAAAAGAGAGAAUGCCAUAGAACAAAUUAGUCAUAAUUGAUGAAAAUAAGCUAUAGUGUUGUAUUGAAAAUUCUGUGGCUGUGAUAUGUGAUUUUCAACAAUUUACAUGUGCACUGCAAACAGAAGAUCCUGUAAAUAUUUCAAUGUGUGUUUUAUAAAUGUAUUAGUUGCCCCUUCGUUGCUGGAAUUAUUUUGAACUAUGUGUACUGAAAUCAUUCUUAAAGUAACUGGCAAAAGAAUAAAGAAUGAAAGGAAACUGAA
Anolis sagrei ordinatus is the source of this 972-nucleotide messenger RNA. RefSeq names its product GTP cyclohydrolase I feedback regulator (gene GCHFR). Gene Ontology annotation, biological process: negative regulation of biosynthetic process. The record is from RefSeq and is a predicted model, not a curated record. Gene Ontology annotation, molecular function: GTP cyclohydrolase binding. Gene Ontology annotation, cellular component: cytoplasm; nucleus. NCBI's taxonomy places the organism in Eukaryota, Metazoa, Chordata, Lepidosauria, Squamata, Anolidae.